AUGGAGAUCUUUUCGUAUCCAAGGAAGUAUGUCCUGAUGUUGGCGGUCGCCGUAGCUGUGGUGGCGACACUUGCGACUGCACAGGACACAGAACACGGUUUCACGCCGGAUGUUCUGAGGGCAAAAAGUCGCCAAGAGAACAGUGUGGUUCAGGAGAAGAAGCAGACCGUUUCGCAACCCACUGAACAUGAAAAAAAGACAGCAUCGGCUCCAGGAGAUGAGAAACAGGGCGCGAGUGUCGACUCAAACACAUCAGAAGAUAUCGACCUCCAGCCGAAACAGGAAAUGGUCUCUUUCACCUUCAACCUGCCUAUUAGUUCUCUCGAGGGGGCAGCAGCAGGCGACUUUUUCUUUGGAGACAUGCUCUCCUCCUUCGGUUCCCUGUUCUCCAGACUUUUCUCUGUAGAUGAUUGGGACGACGAAGAGAUCGACAGCAGCAGGAACUCUGUCUCUCCUGCUUCAGCUGGAGUUCCAACAGCUGGCUCUUACGGUUUAGCACCGACUUCGCCGGCAAGCAGUGUGGUCUCGACAUCCGGUGGAUCUCUCUCUUCUUUUGCAAGAGUAUUUGGUGACGCCGAGUCUCACGCGUUUGGCCCUACUGGCCACGAGGAGGGAGAAAGCGUCUACCAAGGGGACGAGGCAUUCCUUCCGUUCCUGACUUCGGCGUACCUUCUUCCUGGUGUGCAAAGUCUUCUGAGCAGUAUGAUGAUGGUUCCAUUUUCUGAUGCAUUCUCCGUCAGCUUCGAAAACGGAGUACCCAAAGCAGCCGGAGCAAAUGGAGCAGGGGGGAAAGAGGAUGGAGCCAGUUUCGGCAUCAUAAAUCUCUUUUCGAACCUGAUGCAAGCUUCCCCGGAAAGCCUGGUCGGACCAGAGAUUUUGUCACACAUAACAGACGAGAACUGUCUAUUUGAAGUCGACCUUCACUCGCUCCCAGAAACAGCUUCGAUCACAGUAGGGGUAGAGGGCGACGCAGUUUUCGUCGAAUAUUCCAACACCUUUUCGGAAACUAGUGACGUGGCCGCGGCUGACGAUACAGACGAAUCCGAUUUCGAGGAACCUACGGCUGACCUCUCCGGCAAAACUGACAAAAGUGACAGCAAAGGUGAGGGGAAAGGCCCAGAGGAAAGUAUUACCGCAGAAGCAUUGUCAGAGGCGACCGGGGCGCAGCAAAGUGAACCUCUAGGCAAAGCGGACAAGAAGGCUUCCCGGCAAAACUUGAGAGGCACAGUGGGUGCAGCAGCCAAUGUUUACUCGUACGAACGAUUCGUAAUUGACCCUGUAUGCGAUUACGAGAGUGCCGAUGCAAGAGCAGCGAGGGUCGAAGAUGACCUACUUAUGAUCAAAUUCCCUCUCAAAAAGGCACACAAACAGCAGACAAGAGACCGCCAAGACAAUGAGAGGAAAAACCCAAAACAAAGCGAUGAGAAAAAGGCAGCGGACCGUUUGAGCAGCAACACUGAGAACGUGUCUGAUCCUCAGAUUCUCAGCCACGAGGCAGAAAAGAAGACGGAAGACACUAACAAAGAAACGACGUCGCAGAAAAAGGAAGAACACAAAGUUGACGCCGAGGCGGAGCAAGUCCUCCAGAGCAACCGACACAACAGCGCACCGAAGCGGCUCGUGGAGGUCUCGAGGCUUCAGUCAAGCCACCCGCGACGAAGAAUCUUGCCAUUGGUGGCGGCACAAGAAUUUUAGAAAUGAGUCUAAAUUCAAAUUGUAGGACUGGCGAAGAAGGACCCUAGCUAAAGGUCGACCUGUCGUUCGUACCCUGUCAACAGCCGCACUUGAGCUUCUCACGGGAAAAACUCGGUGUCUGAUAACGAGGUUGUAGAUUAAAACAAGAAUCCGCUGGUGGUGUGGCACACCGAAAUGUUUCGGAUACUACUUGACAAACAGUAUUGAUGCAUAUGCUAAUGCAUGUGAUUAUCUGUGUGCAUGUAUUUACGGGGUGGUGUGUGUAUAUGUACAUACACGCAUAUAUGCACAUACACACAACUAUUUACGUCGAUACCUCAAUAUGGAUUUCUGCGUAUACAUACAUAUAUUUAUACAUGAACGAGUGUGUUUAUCGCUUAGAAACGGAACUGCCAAUGGAACGGGAAACUAAUGAAAAGAUGUGCUGC
Messenger RNA from Toxoplasma gondii ME49, 2123 nucleotides. RefSeq lists its product as hypothetical. The transcript has 2 exons. Bases 1 to 1695 code for a protein of 564 amino acids. The record is from RefSeq and is a predicted model, not a curated record. NCBI's taxonomy places the organism in Eukaryota, Apicomplexa, Conoidasida, Eucoccidiorida, Sarcocystidae.